AAAUAUUGAUUGACUUUGAAUGCAUUAAGUGUUACCGUGUCACCGUCCAGUGACAGAAACCUGAACAUGUUCGAGAACCAACCACCGUUACCUCAACUGAAUAUACUUCUAUCUAUGCUCGCACUAGCCGUGCACGAAAAACUCACCAUCUCUUCUCAAAUCAAUCCACCCCUUAUUUUCCUCCAAAUUACACAAAUUGCCACCGCCUUUCUUCUUCAGGUCUUCUCCUCAUCGCUCUUUCUUUCUACUUCUACUUCUACUUUCUACCACUAUCACUCCCUUCUUCUAUUCACGCACGUGUGAGAAAUGAACUCUCUUCAAUUCCGUUACACUCUCUCUCCACACUCCACAAGGCCCCAAUUUUCUCGCACUUUCCCGCCUCAUUACUAUUUCCCCGGAAAUUUCGGGUUUCUCUCUUUCACAGGUCUCAAUGGAAGAAGAAGUAGAAAGCAAAUUUUCUCAAUCUGUAAUUCAUCCAAAACCGAUUCUCAGAUCGAGAAAGUUGCCAUUGAGAAAAACGAUGAACGGCCUCCGUUUGAUAUUAACCUUGCCGUUAUUCUAGCUGGUUUCGCCUUUGAAGCUUACACAGGUCCACCUGAAAACUUGGGUAGGCGUGAAGUUGAUGCUGCUGGUUGCAAGACAGUUUAUCUUUCUGAGGAAUUUUUUCGUGAAGUUUAUGAUGGACAACUCUUCAUAAAGUUGAAAAAAGGAUUUAGUUUCCCUGCCAUGGAUCCAUGGGGAACAAGUGAUCCAUAUGUUGUCAUACAGAUGGAUUCUCAGACUGCUAAAAGCAAUAUCAAAUGGGGGACAAAGGAGCCAACAUGGAAUGAGGAGUUUGCUUUUAAUAUUAAGCGGUCUCCAAUCAAACCUCUACAGGUUGCAGCUUGGGAUGCAAACCUUGUAAUCCCUCACAAACGCAUGGGGAAUGCAGUUGUUGACUUGGAAUGGCUUUGUGAUGGAGAUACUCAUGAAAUAUUGGUGGAGUUGGAAGGAAUGGGUGGUGGUGGAAAGGUUCAGCUGGAGGUUAAAUAUAAGACCUUUGAUGAAAUUGAAGACGAGAAAAAAUGGUGGAAGAUACCUUUUGUUUCAAACUUUCUAAGGAAUAAUGGUUUUGAUUCUGCACUCAGAAAGGUUAUUGGUUCUGAUACAGUACAAGUCAGCCAAUUUGUGGAAUAUGCAUUUGGGCAGUUAAAGGCAUUUAACAAUUCAAAUGUAGAGAAGGGUCGGAUGUCUGAUAUUGAUAAUGAUAAUGAUAUUGAAAGUUCUGGGAAAUCGAAUGAAUCUGCUGUUAUGUUAAAGAUGACUUCUCCUGAGGAUGCUAGUUCAGAAGCCUCUAUCGAAGAUUCUAGUGAACAAAGAAACAUGGAAGAGUUUCGCUCGUGUGACAGUGAAACUGAAAAUGGACAGGCUUUGGAACCAUCAAAACGUUUUUGGAGGAAUUUAUCUAAUGUUAUCAAUGCCAACAUUGUUCAAAAGCUAGGUCUCUCUGUUCCAGAGAAAUUAAAGUGGGAUGGACUGGAGUUUCUUAACAAAAUUGGUUCGCAAUCCCAAAAUAUUGCAGAGACUAUUUAUAUUCAAUCUGGUCUUGCAAUACCUGGAGGCACAGAAGGCACAGACAAUAAAACAAGUGGUCAACCUGCCAUUUCUGUGAUUCAGUCUUCACUUCCAGAGGUUAAAAAGGUAACUGAGAAAUUGAUGAAGCAAACUGAUUCAAUUUUAGGAGGUUUAAUGCUUUUGACAGCAACAGUUUCCAAAAUGAAAGAUGAAGGACGUUCUUCUGAAGAGAGGAAAAUCAAAGAAGAUUCUACCAAAGGAGUAGGCAAUGACAUUGAAUAUUCUACAAGUCAGAAGUCUCCUAGCCCACAAAACGGGUCAUUGUUGGAUGAUAAAGAAGCUGAAGAAAUGAGAGCACUUUUUUCAACUGCUGAAACUGCCAUAGAGGCUUGGACAUUGCUGGCAACUUCACUUGGUCAUCCUAGUUUCAUUAAGUCUGAGUUCGAAAAAAUAUGUUUCUUAGACACCGCAUCCACCGACACACAGCUUGCAAUUUGGCGUGAUUCUGUGCGAAGAAGGUUAGUGAUUGCAUUUAGGGGAACGGAACAGACACAAUGGAAGGACUUAGUAACUGAUCUAAUGCUUGUUCCAGCCGGGCUGAAUCCUGAAAGGAUAGGUGGAGAUUUCAAGCAAGAGGUUCAGGUUCACAGUGGUUUCCUUGGUGCAUAUGAUUCAGUUAGGACCAGGAUCAUUUCUAUGAUUCGACUUGCAAUUGGUUAUGUAGAUGAUCAAUCCGAGUUCAUCCACAAAUGGCAUAUUUAUAUGACUGGUCAUAGUUUGGGUGGUGCAUUGGCUACCUUGCUUGCUCUUGAACUUUCAUCAAAUCAGUUAGCUAAACGGGGAGCGAUUUCUAUUACUAUGUAUAAUUUUGGUUCUCCUAGGGUUGGUAACAAAAGAUUUGCAGAGGUUUACAAUGAGAAAGUUAAAGACAGCUGGCGAGUUGUGAAUCACAGAGAUAUCAUUCCUACAGUGCCCCGGUUAAUGGGUUACUGUCAUGUCAAUCAACCUUUAUUUCUUGCUGCAGGAGUUCCAAGAAAUUCCCUAGAAAACAAAGAUAUUUUGGGAGAUGGUUACGAUGGUGAUGUUCUUGGGGAAUCCACACCAGAUGUUAUAGUCAAUGAAUUUAUGAAAGGUGAAAAGGAGCUUAUUGAGAAGUUGCUACAGACUGAAAUUAAUAUAUUCCGCUCAAUCAGAGAUGGAAGUGCUGUUAUGCAGCAUAUGGAGGAUUUCUAUUACAUCACAUUGCUAGAGCAUGUAAGAUCAAAUUACCAAGUUGCCUCAAGGUCGGAACAAGGUGUAAACAACAGCUUAGGCUGAGCCAACAAGGGUUCAUGGUUGCAAGGCCAGGUGGCUGAGGUGCAUUCACAACUAGAAGUAUGCUGUGUACAAACUGGAAAAAGAUGUGGAGAAAACCAUAUAUAUAUUUCACAUCACCUGCAGCCAAAUCUUUACUGGUAUGGUAGGAUAUUGUCUCUGUUAAGUGUUAAGCUGAAUAUUUGUUAUUGUUUUUUGUAUGAUCAAAAAAUGGGGGUUGGUAUUAAGCAUAAAAGUCUAGCCUCUCCCAACGUAACAAAUCAUGGUUCAAAUCUCUGCUUAGGCUCAUAAAAAAUGCCAUUGAUUCACAUGAAUUAGUGAACUCGUGAACUUUACCCAAUGAUAGAGACAACGACACCAACAACAACCAAACCUUAUCCCACUAAGCUGGGUAGGCUAUAUGGAUCAAAUGAUGCCAUAAUAUUAUGUGAUAUAUCAUAUCUAAUGUUGUAAUUUUUAAUUAUAUCUUGUCUAGUUUGUCGACA
Messenger RNA from Cicer arietinum (chickpea), 3353 nucleotides. RefSeq lists its product as uncharacterized. Lineage: Eukaryota; Viridiplantae; Streptophyta; Magnoliopsida; Fabales; Fabaceae. Gene Ontology annotation, biological process: lipid metabolic process. The record is from RefSeq and is a predicted model, not a curated record.